Molecule: messenger RNA, 1188 nt
Organism: Juglans regia (Persian walnut)
Lineage: Eukaryota; Viridiplantae; Streptophyta; Magnoliopsida; Fagales; Juglandaceae
Product: F-box protein At5g49610-like
Exons: 1
Coding region: 1-1188 (395 amino acids)
Molecular function (GO): protein binding
Source: RefSeq, a predicted model, not a curated record
AUGGGGUCCCCUGAUCUUCCAUCGGAUAUAAUCUUUGAGAUUUUAUCACGAACAUCUCUAAAAACUCUUGGCCGAUGCGCGCUCGUUUGCAAGGACUGGAAUCGGAUGGUGUACGAGUCAAGUUUUAUGCAUCCGUUUUGUCAGAGAACGAAGACAAUAUCAGGGUUCUUCAUGCAAAGUAGAUUCGUGGGAAGGCCUUUUGCGGAGUUCGUCUCCAACUAUAGCAUGCAGGAUUCCAAUUCCAAGCUCUCCCUUGAUUUUUUGCCCAGAAAUGUCAAUAUUGAAGCGGCCACCAAACAAGGUAUCUUGUUAUGCGUGAAAAAGUUGGACACAAAGAUUUUGAGGAUACCAGAAUAUUAUGUCUGCAAACCUAGCACCAAAGAAUGGCACAAGAUCCCGAACCCUAAAACAAGGUACUUCACCGAGAGACUUGCAAUGGUGGUGCUCAGAUCACAGCCUCUGCACUAUGUGAUAGUUCGAUUUUCAGAACCCAGGUCUCGAUGGAGAACGUACAACUCCAAAAUGUACAUCAGUCAUCACUGCGAGAUUUUCUAUUCGGAAACAUGGGCUUGGAAACAGUUGCAAGAUGUUUUGUUGCCGUAUGACAUGUUUUUUGGAACCGAUCCUGCUGUAUCUGCAUGUGGAGUUCUUCACUGGCUUAUGUCCAACAACCAAGUCUUCGCUUUCGAUAAAGAUACAGAGAGUUGGACGACAUUUGACCUACCUUUCCCUCUCUGCAAGAAAAACUAUUUCAAGCACACGAAACUUGUGGAGUACAAUGGCCACCUUGCCAUGCUUUGCACGGAAAAUCAUGGUGAGUUUGCGCAGCUUUGGGUAAUGGUGGAUUCUGAAUCGAAAGUAUGGAUGAAGAGACAGAGAAUGAGCAUAGAAGCCGUUCGAGGAGUGGAACGCUAUAGUUUUCCCGUCGCCAUGGACAGUUCUGAUAUUACUCUCAUGAGGGGUUUCUACAGCGUAAUAUAUUACAACUUUACAACUUUUCGGUCCAAGCGAUGCUUUGUGCAGAGAAUACAGCCGGAUGAAGUUUUCCCUUUCCAAUCCGAUCUUGAGCCGGCUUACUUGAAGAAUUAUUGGAAGAAGGAACAGUUUUCAAGAUUUCUUUGUUGGGUUUGCUUGUUUAUUUGCAGUUGUUUAUAUUCUCUAUUUCAGUAUUUUUACAGUUCUACUUAG